Coprinopsis cinerea okayama7#130 is the source of this 1358-nucleotide messenger RNA. RefSeq names its product COP8. Bases 18 to 1358 code for a protein of 446 amino acids. The record is from RefSeq and is a predicted model, not a curated record. The transcript is spliced from 5 exons. Gene Ontology annotation, cellular component: cytosol; COP9 signalosome. Lineage: Eukaryota; Fungi; Basidiomycota; Agaricomycetes; Agaricales; Psathyrellaceae.
GUUGAACUGUGGACAACAUGGACGCAAAACUUGCCCAGUUUGCGGCUCUGAACCAGAAGGACAAGGCACCAGCAUACACUUCCUUGGUCCCAGAGGUCCUCACCCAACCACCGCCCUCAAUCCCAAACGACGUCCGCACUCUUCUCGAUGCCGUCGUGGUUCGCGAUGUAGGGGGGAUCGUGGUUGCCAGAACCGUGUUAUCAGAACUUGUUAAACUCUUGGGAGAGGGCACUAUCAAAGACCAUGACAUCCGGAGACGGGUUAUCGAAGAAACUCUGGAAACCAUCCAACCCCGGCUUGUUAGCUAUGAGGAACAGGCCAACAACUUGCGAUUCCAGCUUGCAGAUAUCCUGGAAGACGAGGAAGAUUGGAGUGGUGCUGCCAGAGUGCUGAUGGGGAUUUCUCUCGAUUCGGGUCAGCGAACCACAGGAGACGCAGACAAGUUUAAGGUCUACGUCCGGAUCGUUCGUUUGCUCCUGGAAGAGGAGGACUCUGUACAGGCAGAAACGUAUUAUAACCGAGCAGCGCUGCUUGUCCACUCGAUCAGCGAACGGGAGAUACUGCUCCAAUUCAAACUCUGCCAGGCCCGUAUCAGUGAUUACAGUCGUAAAUUCCUAGAAGCUGCCAGCCGAUACCAUGAACUCAGCUAUGUCGGAGAAAUCGACGAGGAAGAACGACGACACAUGCUAUCUGCAGCAGUGACAUGUGCCGUACUUGCUCCAGCUGGACCCAACAGAUCUCGCGUUCUUGCGUCUUUAUACCGCGACGAACGAACAGCAGAGCUUCCCACAUACAAUGUCCUAUCUAAAAUGUUUCUCGAUCACAUCUUACGCCCUGCAGAGAUCAAGGAGUUCGAACGAACGCUCAAGCCCCACCAACUGGCCAAGAUUGCAAUUUCUUCCAAUGACAAACUUGCCUCUGUGAGCCAUGACGACGACGAUGGUACGACGAGCACGAGGACGGGUCCUUCUACAGUAUUGGACAGGGCAGUCAUGGAGCACAAUCUCCUUGCAAGUUCCAACAUCUACAACAACAUCACGUUCCGCGGUUUGGGCGCUUUGCUUGAUCUGACUCCUGGCGCUGCCGAAACCAUGGCGAGAAAGAUGAUUGAACAGGGCCGGCUACGGGGACACAUCGACCAAGUUGACAAACUCAUUUGGUUCGAGGGCAAGAAGGAAGAGGAUGAUGCACAAGGCAAGGCAGGCGGUUUGGGCGAUGUAGAAGAGGCAGAGGACACAGGAUCCCCGUUCACGAAGCGAUGGGAUAAUCAGAUCCGGCUAACGGCAGCCCAUGUUGAAUCUAUCGUCCAAAACCUGACAGAAAAGGGCUUGGUUUCUCUCAUGCCGUUGACCGCUUGA